AUGACUUCGUGCAAUGAACAAAACCUCAGCCUAGAGGCUAUCUACGAAGCCUUUGCUAACCUUGGCGUUGGCAGUAACGAACCUCUUUCAGUCGAAGAGUUCCAAGGAGCCAAUUCGCACAUCUUCAAGGUCAGCUUCAAAGACCAUCCAAGUCUGUCUGUCCGCAUCGGUCAUCUCUCUCAGAGUGAUUGA
Messenger RNA from [Torrubiella] hemipterigena, 192 nucleotides. NCBI's taxonomy places the organism in Eukaryota, Fungi, Ascomycota, Sordariomycetes, Hypocreales, Clavicipitaceae. The record is from the annotation of a GenBank genome assembly.